Molecule: messenger RNA, 2547 nt
Organism: Stylonychia lemnae
Lineage: Eukaryota; Ciliophora; Spirotrichea; Sporadotrichida; Oxytrichidae
Source: the annotation of a GenBank genome assembly
AUGCAGUCACAAGGUUCGACGCAGUCCUCAGCGAUCAAGUUAGAAAGUGGUCGACUGAAAGAGACUAAAAUUAAUGUUUGCUCUUACGAAAUGUAUGAGAUGGAGCUUUUAGACAGAGCAAUGAUAUCACUUCAAAGAACUGAAGAAGCUUAUGUUGACAUAAAUAACAGAAUCAUUGACAAUGUUAAUCAGCGCAAAGAAAGAUUAAAUACUAUCAACGGUAGAAUUCUGGGCAUCUCACAGAAGAUUUUAACCUUAUAUGGAGUCAAAUCUGCCAUGAGGAUCGUCUCACCAGCUCAUUUCCCUGAUGUUUAGAAAGAUAACAACAAAUAAUCUCAUCCUCACUAAUCGAUGUUCUUUGAUCCAAUGAGUUCUUUCGACUAAAAUUAAAGGCCAGGAGAUUAUCCAGAACUUAGUAGCGUCAAGUUAAGGAAGUUAUUUAACAAUAGACUUCAAAAUGAGCCUGAAAACUUGAAGAAACUUGUUUCUGGAGUCACGAAAGAUAUCAAUGAUAUUUCGAAUCUAAUUUUGUCAUUCUAAAGAUAUAGAUCAACAAUUAGCGAUUUCAAAUAAGGUCUUCAAACGAAGCAAGCAAAUUUACCUGGAGGCGCAUUAGAACAGUCUGAAGGAUUACUUGGAAGAGUCCCAGAAAAUACUGAGUCAAUAGCAGAAUUGAUGUUAUUUGACAGUGAUAUCAACGUUUAUGGAGAUGCAAAUGUUUACAUUCCUGAGUAUGACUUUAAAACUAGAAGUACAAAGCCUGUUAGUAGAAGCAAGAGGAACUAAAGUUAUCUUAAGAAUAAAAGGGAUAUGCUAAAGAAAAAUUACUAAAUACAGUAGAAAAAUGCAUAUUAAAAUCUCUAAGAAGCUCCAAUUAGUGUGAUGAAAAAGGCUGGAGAUGAAGGAAUGAUGAUUAAGUAAAAUGCUGAUUCUAUCGGGUAUACGCCCAUUCAUAAAUAAGCUCCAACUUACUAGUUCAAAGAAACUUUAGAUGGACUAGGAAUGGUUACUGAUAUUACUGAGUAUGAUAAGGAAAUAAAAGAGUAUGAGCAAAAGAAGUUCCAAAAGACUCAAACAUUAUAACAAAGCUAAAUCAACAAUCAAUUGAAUGAGUCUCAGAUUAAUAACACAACUUAGUUUAAUCAACCUUAAUUGAAUUAGUAAUAUUCUGCCAGGCAUUAAUAUUAAGAUUACAACAUGAAUGAUAAUACCUUCAUCUCUGAGGUAGAUAUAGCUCCUGCUGCUAAAAGAGCUAUGGAGAAAGCGGAAUAUGAAAAAAAGAAAUAGGAAGAGGAGGAAAUUAAAAGAGCAUAUGAGGAAUAACAACUUUUAGAGUAAAAUCAAUAGGUUGACUAUUACGACGAAAAGGUAAAAGCUAUACCUGUUGAAGAGCUUAUCAAGAAAGGAGUAAAUAAGAAGCUAAAAUAAAUGUCCAAUACUAUGUCAAGAACUAUGCAUACCGAAAAUUACUAACAUCCAGUUAUUAAUUUGCAGACAACAAUUGAUACAAACGCUCAAACAUAGCUUAAUUACAAACAAAGAAGUGACACUAUUUAUACUUAAAACUCAUAAUAACAGCCUUAACAGCCUCCAAGAACAAAUCCACCUCCACCAGGCCCACCCCCUCCUGGAGGAAUGCCUCCCCCACCAGGUGGUGGAAUCCCACCUCCUCCUGGAAUGAAUGCUUCAAAUGCUCCAAAAGUAGGUGGAGGCCCUGGAGGUCCCCCUCCUCCUCCCCCAAUAGCAAACUUUCAUGCUCAUCUAAAGGACCAAAAGAAAGGAGCGCCACCACCACCACCUCCUCCCCCUCCACCUCCUCCUCCAAUUAUGACUUAGCCAAAGCCAAAUAACUUGCCACCUCCUCCACCUCCUCCCCCUCCUCCUAAGAUUAAUAUAAUGUCCGAUAAGAAGAAUGAUCCCCCUUCACCUAUAAAUAACAAAGGAAGAAACCACAUGCCGGAUAUUGAUUUAAAGAAUGAUGACUCUAUAAUUUUUGAUGAUUUUGAUCACUAAUCAUUCUUGAACUCUCCGUCAAACUAGUCAAGGAGAGAUGGACCUAUCAUUUUAAAACCUCCUCCUAUCGUUUAAUAGCAAUUACCUCCACCCAUUAUACAGCACCUUCCACCUCCCAUAGUACAGCAGUAAAAUAAUACCAUGAAUCAAUCAAUGUUGAACCAAAGUUAAUUGAACUAGACUACAACUAGUUAGAAAAUGCCUCCUCCACUCCCCAAUAUUUAAAAGGUCUUAAGUUUUUCGGAGUAAAUUGCAGCAGCAGCGAACAACUUAUAAAAGAAAGGAACUACAGUGGCUACCAAUCCCAAAAAAGAGGAAUUCAAAUAAGCACCAAAUUUCUAGAGAAGAUAAUCUCAUAUGGAUGCAUUAAAAGAAUAAAUUAUGCUGAGAUAAAGAGCACUAAAUCCAGACAAAAAGAAAGGAGAAGAAGGAUCAAUGAGUGUGGCUCAAAAGAGUAACCUCAUGUCUAAGUUUGCUGAUAUUGAAUCAGCAGACGAAGAGGAAUCAGAAGAUGAUAGCUAUGAAACAGAUUGA